Fusarium subglutinans is the source of this 825-nucleotide messenger RNA. RefSeq lists its product as uncharacterized. NCBI's taxonomy places the organism in Eukaryota, Fungi, Ascomycota, Sordariomycetes, Hypocreales, Nectriaceae. The transcript has a single exon. The coding region runs from base 1 to 825 and encodes 274 amino acids. The record is from RefSeq and is a predicted model, not a curated record.
AUGAAAGUGCGCUUGAUGUCCCCAGAUCAAGGACAAGUCCAACGACCUUUAGACGACAGCAACACAGUUUUCCACCACUUCCCUGAGCUUGCAGCCGAGAUACGCCUGAAGAUAUGGGACCUGGCCAGACCAGGUAUCAUUGACGUCUAUUGCGACGAAGAUGGUGUCCCACAGGUCAAGCCACACCCGUUCCUUUCUGCUUGCCCUGAAAGUCGCAGCGUCUACCUCCAUGGCGCUUCAUACCUCAGAGACACGGGCUGUUCUCGAGAUGCGAAACUGGCAAACAUACCAUUUCACUUCGAUCAAGAUCAUUUCCGCCUACAUGCCCCCAGUCCCAGUAUCAGUCUGCGUCAGCUCCUUGAUCACUCGACGAAGAUCGUACUGCCACCUGACAGUUUUGAGAACUCAAAGUGGCUAAGCCCUCGGUACCCCAAGAAAAUGGAUAUCCGAGUCUGUCUUGCUGAUUUCACCAACCAUCUGAUCCUUACCCCGGCCUCUGCAUUCGGAGAUUCUUCCCCCGCCGAUGUCUACAAGAAGAUGCUAGACACAUAUAACAAUGCCCAAGAGGAAAUGGUGCAGGGGAUGGUGAGCAUGUUGCAGGGUCAAGUAUUAUCUCCACCAUCUCGCUCGUUGGUUGAAAUGAUCCGAGCAGGUGCCUAUCGCGACCUACGCAAAGACCUCGAGGCCUGGGACUUAAUGUUAGACAAAGAGUUGCCACAUAUGCCAACGGUCGAGGAAAUCAGGAAGGCCAGAUUGCCAAUGCUUGUAUACGUUCCGUUACCUCCUGGAGUCUUGAGUAUUAUGGGCGGUGUAAUUACCAGCUGA